Messenger RNA from Episyrphus balteatus (marmalade hoverfly), 898 nucleotides. RefSeq names its product ADP-ribosylation factor-related protein 1 (gene Arfrp1). The transcript has 4 exons. Gene Ontology annotation, molecular function: GTP binding; GTPase activity. Gene Ontology annotation, cellular component: Golgi apparatus. Bases 111 to 713 code for a protein of 200 amino acids. Gene Ontology annotation, biological process: Golgi to plasma membrane protein transport; protein localization to organelle; intracellular protein transport. Lineage: Eukaryota; Metazoa; Arthropoda; Insecta; Diptera; Syrphidae. The record is from RefSeq and is a predicted model, not a curated record.
UUUUUCCAAAAAUUCCAAGUAGUCUUCUCCAAAAAAAACAUAAAUAGGAAAUGUUAAAAAAUUUAAUAAAUUCAACUUUCUUUUAACAAAAAGAAAAGACAAAAAAUACAAUGUACACAUUACUAUCGGGUCUAUACAGAUAUUAUACACAAAAAGAUGAAUAUUGUAUAGUAAUUCUUGGUUUGGAUAAUGCCGGAAAAACAACUUACCUGGAAGCAGCUAAAACAAAAUUCACAAAAAACUAUAAAGGUAUGAAUCCAGCUAAAAUCACAACGACAGUUGGCUUAAAUAUUGGCCAAAUUGAUGUAUUCGGAAUACGUUUGAAUUUCUGGGAUUUAGGUGGUCAAACAGAAUUGCAAUCGUUAUGGGAUAAAUACUAUGAAGAGUGCCAUGGUGUCAUUUAUGUUAUUGAUUCUAAUGAUCGUGAACGAAUGGAUGAAUCAAAAGAGAUUUUUGAUACUAUGAUUCAAAAUGAACACUUGUCUGGAGUGCCAUUGCUAGUUUUGGCCAAUAAACAGGAUCUUCCUGAUGUCAUGGGUGUGAGAGAAAUCAAGCCUGUUUUCCAACAAGCUGGCGAUCUAAUUGGUCGCAGGGAUUGCCUAACUAUGCCCGUGUCAGCUCUAACGGGGGAAGGUGUUGACGAAGGCAUCAAAUGGCUUGUGGAAGCCGUCAAAAGAAACUCAAUUGUCCGACCACCUAUGGAAAAUGACUGAAACUCCCAAAACACCCUACCCAAUAAAUCCCCUCCAAUUUAAAUUUUCCAAAUCAAUUCCAAAACUAAAAUCCAACUUUAAUGUAAAUAAAACACAAAGUUUAUUCCUUGUGUGUAAUCUUUAGUUUUUAAGGUUUUAAUCGAAACGAAAAAGAAAUAAGAAAUACAACAAUUUAUAGAACCAAA